This is a messenger RNA of Dermatophagoides pteronyssinus (European house dust mite), 1745 nucleotides long. Its product is annotated as phosphatidylserine decarboxylase proenzyme, mitochondrial-like. The record is from RefSeq and is a predicted model, not a curated record. Gene Ontology annotation, biological process: phosphatidylethanolamine biosynthetic process. Lineage: Eukaryota; Metazoa; Arthropoda; Arachnida; Sarcoptiformes; Pyroglyphidae. Gene Ontology annotation, cellular component: mitochondrion. Gene Ontology annotation, molecular function: phosphatidylserine decarboxylase activity.
ACUCAAUGUGAAAAACAUUUAGUGUUUGGUUUUUAAUUUAAUUUCGACAAAAAAAAUUUUCUUGAAUGAAACGACCAACACUUGUUGCAUCAAUCAAUCAAUCAAAUAAAGAACGAGACUGUCUGUGCGUGUGUAAAGCGGAAAAGCUGCAAUUUUUCCUGACUGCCAACUUUUUCAAUCUCCAGUAUUCUUUUCAUUGAUUUUAGUUUGAUUUAGCAGCAAAAAAACGCCUACUAUUAUUACAUCACCUGAUUUAUUUUGACUUACUUUAAAAAAUUAAAUUUUAGCAAAAACUAAAACAAAAUGGAAAUGGCUAUUGAAAAAUUACAAAUGACACUGCCCAAUAAUGAUGAUAAUGAUUAUGAUGAAAUAGAACAUGAUCAUUUGCUCGAUUUUCAUCAUCGCCAUCAUCAAACAUUAUCGUCAUCAACCACAAGAAUAAUGACACCAACAUCAACUAAACGUAAAACGGAAAAUGUAUUAAAAUUUUCAACAGUUUCAUUAUUAAUCAUAUUCUAUACAUAUCGAUGGUCAUCACAAAACCAACAACAACGUUCAUCAUCAAUCGAUUCUUUUGUUAGACAACCAUCAUCUGAUCCUAACAUUGUCGAAUUGAAUAAUUAUCGUUUAUGUUGUGCAUUAUUAAUCACAACGGUAAUAAUAUUAUUAAUUUUUGAAAAAUUAUUCGGUAUUCAUAUUGGUGUUAUCAGAACGGAUUCGAAUCGUCGAUUAUUGUCAACAAAUUCAAGUGGAUUGUGUUCGAAUCGAAAUGUCGAUAGUGAUGGUGGUAAUAAUCGAUAUCCAAUUCGAAUGUCACUCAUAUGGUUCGUAUUACCAUGGCGUUCAUUAUCACGAUUAUGGGGGUGGUUGAAUCAGAUUCCAUUACCCGAGUUUAUGCGCCGACCAAUUUUUUUACUUUACGCGCGAAUUUUUGGCUGUAAUCUUUUGGAAAUCGAGAAUAAAAAUCUUACAGAAUUUGAAAAUUUAAGUCAAUUUUUUCGUCGUUCAUUACUUCCUGAAAUGCGUCCAAUUUCGUAUCAAGCUGAUUUGGUCAGCCCAGCUGAUGGCACUGUUGUACAAUUCGCAAUGGUACCGACCAAUGGUGGUUAUAUUGGCAAUGUUAAAGGAAUUCGUUAUUCAAUUGAAUCAUUUCUUGGUCCAAAUUCGAAUUAUUAUCCCGAUUUCAAUCGGGAUUGGUCAUUGCGUCAAUCCGCAACAAGUAGCGGCAAACGUUUAUUUGCUUUAGCAAUAUAUUUGGCGCCAGGGGAUUAUCAUCGUUUUCAUUCACCCGCAGAUUGGAUUAUCGAACGACGACGACAUUUUUCGGGUAAUCUUCUUAGUGUUCGACCAUCAUUUGUUGCCCAAAUUUCCAAUUUAUUUUCAAUUAAUGAACGUGCCGUUUAUUUUGGCCGUUGGAAGCAUGGAAUGUUCACAAUGGCUGCCGUCGGUGCUACAAAUGUUGGUUCGAUAAAUGUUAUUCCAGAUCCGGAAUUACGAACAAAUCGUUUUCGAAUGGAAACAACAACAACCAUUGAUUGUAAUGAAAAAUUAUUUCAAAAAUCAAUUCGACAACAAAAAGGACAACUUUUUGGUGAAUUCAAUCUUGGUUCAACAAUAGUGUUGAUAUUUGAAGCACCGGAAUCUUAUUUUGAUAAACAUUCAUUGGAUUUUCAUUCAUUGAUUCAACGAAAAAUUCAUUAUGGUCAAUCAAUUUAGGCAGUUUUUUUAGAUUUUAAAAUAGAAAU